This is a messenger RNA of Anoplophora glabripennis (Asian longhorned beetle), 3972 nucleotides long. RefSeq names its product histone-lysine N-methyltransferase 2D. The coding region runs from base 355 to 3357 and encodes 1000 amino acids. Gene Ontology annotation, molecular function: RNA polymerase II complex binding. The transcript has 11 exons. Lineage: Eukaryota; Metazoa; Arthropoda; Insecta; Coleoptera; Cerambycidae. Gene Ontology annotation, cellular component: RNA polymerase II, holoenzyme. Gene Ontology annotation, biological process: mRNA 3'-end processing. The record is from RefSeq and is a predicted model, not a curated record.
UUUGACAGAAAAAUUUUGGUUGGACAAUUUUACUUAAUUAACUUUGACUUGUUUAUAUGGUUUAACAUUUUCAACAUUGUUGUAAAACUUUAAUACACUUGAAAUGUUAACACGAAGAAGAAAAUGUACAUAAUAAAGAUAAACUAAAUUGGCGUCCAUGUGAAAAUGUUUGCAAACAUCUCGAGUUUGUAUUUUCAUAAAUCAAAUUGAAAAUAUACUAGUACGAAUUUAAAGGAGUAGUUAUUGGGACUAUAGACAUAUGCAUUUGAUGUAUAAAAACGUUUAGUGUGAAAACACUAACCAAUUUAUAAAUAAUGUGAUAGUGUUAGUGAAUAUAGGUUAUAAGUUAUAAAAAUGGGUACUCAGACAGUGACAGAGACCGAAUUUAAUGUGUUACAGUUUGAGAAACAGUUGACUUCUCUAAAGGACUCACAGGAUAGUAUAAAUACUUGUUGUCAGUGGUGUUUACAAAAUAGGACACACCACAAAAAGAUAGUGACUGCCUGGCUUAAUGUGUUAAAGCGAGUUAAAGUAGAACAGAGAUUGAUUUUGUUUUAUUUAGCAAAUGAUGUUGUACAAUAUUCUAAGAGAAGGAAUUAUGAAUAUGUGGAGAGUUGGGGAACAGCUCUACAAAAAGCAACUACAAUGGUUCGGGACGACAGAGUCAAACACAAAAUUCUUAGAAUAUUUAAAAUUUGGGAACAGCGAGGUGUAUAUAACGAGGAAUUUAUAUCAGAUUUAUGUGGACUUUUGAGCGUGGUACCUAGUGGAUCCAAAAGCGACGAACCUCAUGAAUUUCAGCCUAAUUAUGUGAUACAUAAAAUAAAAAUUUGUGCAAAAUUAGACAGGGAUACAGAUGCUAAGUUGAAGGUAUUGAAGGAACACAAUCCAAAAAUUCAAAUAGAUGAUGGUCUUAUAGCUUCUUUGAAAGAUCGUGCACACGUAGAUGAUGUAGAAAAGGAAAUCGAUGUCUACGCUAAGCAUAUGGAGGACUACAUCAAUGCUUUAAAGUUAGAAAUAAAGAAUAGAAUAACCCUGAUAAGCGUCUUGAAACAGGCGGAGAAUCAGCUAGAAGCUGAUCGAAAAGACGUCAAAUUAGUCGCUAAUGCCUAUAAAAUGUUCGGCACCAGGGUAAAAACGUUUCAGAAGAAGUUAGAGGAGCAUAAAACAACGUUAAGUAGUCCAUUACCUUCUCCAGACAUCAACGCUCCUUCUCCUAGUCCCGAUUCUGAUAUUGAAUUACCUGGAGAAACUGAAGGCAAAGUUCCUUCAGCAAUAGAUGUUUCUGUAAGUGGUGCCUCUGAUUACAAUCCAAAAAAAGAAUUGCAGUAUUCAAAUCCCGGGUAUUAUAAUCCGGUAACCACAGCAGGAUCAAAUUCUACAAGCAGCUUUAUCAGUAACGGAUUUUCUAGUUUCAUCGGUUCUGAUAUGUCUUUUAAUUUAGAGAAUCUGGGCAGCAAUGUAUUCAAUACAAACGAGAUCCAAAAUCAAUCUGACAAUAUGUUGGCAACGAUAAAUAAUUUCAGCACGACGUCGGCUCCAGUAGUGCAGGACCCGCCUUUACCCGUGGAGGCUCCGACGGUAACCACCAUACAAACAUCAAAUUAUUCGUAUACUUCUUCGCAUCUUCCUCUUUUACCACCUCCUAUGCCUCCAUUCAGCAAAUCGGAAAUGGAUUAUGGGAAUAAUAAUUACAAUCCUGCAUACACUAUUGCAGCUUCGACUAGUUAUGACAAUACAUUCACAUCAACUUCAACUUACGAAACCAGUACAGCGGGAUACAAUACAACGCAAAACGCAAACUUGUCAACUUUUCUAGAGGAGUCAUUCGAACCGCCCGCUGGUGCCAAUCCUUACCCUCCCAGCGAAGAAUACAAUCCCGAAGAGGAUUUGUCCACUUGGGAGCCUGACGCGUCAUGGAAUCCAGUUCAGGAGACUGACACGCCAGAGAGUCCUCCCACAUUUGAGAAGGAGGGCUAUCGUGAUCCCGUGGAAUAUCACGAUAACUUGGAACCGAGUGGAGCGGUUGAUGUAGAUCACCGGGUGUUGCCCGGGCUUGAAGGUAGUCUCGGAGGCAAGGAUGUCGACCACAGAAAUUUAAUAAGUUUGACUGGUUCUCCUGGAAACUCUAAUUCAAAUAAUCCAGCUGACACACUCUGGAGCCAAACAGACCAGGACUAUCGCAUUACGCCUUCUGGGAAUCCUCAAGCGAAUGCCGAUCAAGAUUACCGGCUCAAUUUUAACAUUGAACAACUGAAACUACCACCACCACCUCCUCCUCCACCGAAACCGCUAGAUGACAGUGCUAAUGUGGUUCUCAAUCAUCCUCCAAAUUCCGAUUUUCCAAAACAUUCGCCUUCGCAACAGUCUCUAGCAAAGAGCCCCAGGAAAAUUGAUAACGUAGAGAGUAUAGACAUGGACCUCAGUGACGAUGACAUUGAGAACAAAUUACAUCAAACAAAACAGAAUGAUAAUCUCAAAGUGAUUGUUGACAAUUCAGUGGAAGAGCUGCAGUUUUCUCUAGAACCGCCGCCUCCCUUACCUGAUCUGCCCGAUGAUGUAGACGCGAAUAAUUUUCUCGAUGAUCUCAGCAAUGAACUGCACGAGUUUAGUAAUCUGUCGGACGAAUUGAGCAACUCGAAUUCUGCCAUGCAGGAUAACAGCAUGUGGAAUCAGCAACCGUUAGUUCCACCACCAAUGAUGAAUUUUGGCGAUAUGAUUAGUCCCCAACUAACUCCAAUGAACCUCCCUACUUUAAAUCCCCCAAUGAAUCCUCCCCCACUAAAUUCCCCUAUGCAUCCUCCUCCCUUAAAUUCCCCAAUGAAUCCUCCUCCCUUAAAUCCCCCAAUGAAUGUCCCUCCUUUAAAUUCGCAAAUGAAUCCUCUACUAAACCCACCAAUGAAUCCCUCCAUGAAUCCCAUGGCUCCAAUGAACCCUCCCAUGCACCCCCCACCUAACACUUUAAUGCAUCCGCCUCCAAUGCCUCCUUUAUUGCCACCCCCUCAACUAACUUGCUGGAAUGAUGAUGAUAAAAAUCUUUGGAUGGAGGAUGGUCCUGAAGAAGAAGAAGGAAACAAUGAAAUGAAUCUUGAUUGGUCACAAAACAAUUGGGUAGCUCCUCCUCCCAAUAACGCCAAUUUUGGUUUUCGGGGCAGAGGACAUAACAGAGGAAAUCCAUACAAUUCCCACUUCAAUAAAUCACCUAGGGAGAGAGGUAGAGGUAGAGGUGGGUACAAUAGAGGCGGUACAUUCAAUUCCGGAGGAAAUAUGUUCAGGGGUGGUCGAGGUACUCCCAGGGGGAAUAGAGGCCAUAGAGCGAGAGGUAAUUUCUGGGGAAACUUCAGGGGCGGAUUUUGAUACCUAUAUAUUUUCUGUUGACUAUACAUUUGGACUUGCGAGAUAUUAUUUUCUAAUUUAUAUAGAGGUAAGCCGUGAAGGGUAACUUGGAGUAUCUUGUUCAAAGUGUUUUUGUUAUGGUACAUGUGUAAGGAUAAGAUGAACUUUGAUUUGAGAUUUAAUAAGUCUUUUGUAAUUUAUUGAUGGCUCGCAGAACUUGCAAGUUGCAUCGUUUCUUUAAGGAAUUAAGUGCUACCAAGAAAUUCGCAUUUAAAUGUACAGGCUGUUAGUAUGACUGCGACUGCUUUUGUUAAUAAUCGGUAGAAAUGGUCGAUAUUGCCCAAAGUAAUGUGCAAUUGAUUGGUUAGUACGGAAAAUUAGUGUUUUCUAGGUAGUUCUUCUUUCCAUUGAGUAAUUUAUAUAUUCAUUUAUCUCCAGAAGAGUGAGUUCCAUUUUCUGUCUUGGUUAUGAUUAUCACAUCAAUCAUUGUUCCUAAAAUUUUUUAGACUUCUUACAUUUCUCUGUCAAUUCCUGUCGAAGGAAUAUCCUCAUUCAUUCGUAUUAAUGUAAAAUACUAUAAUUAGUUUACCUUUUUCGUUAAUAUGAACCGUUGGUUAUACAGGGUAUAGCAGAAGU